Molecule: messenger RNA, 1797 nt
Organism: Diaporthe citri
Lineage: Eukaryota; Fungi; Ascomycota; Sordariomycetes; Diaporthales; Diaporthaceae
Exons: 3
Coding region: 1-1797 (598 amino acids)
Biological process (GO): carbohydrate metabolic process
Molecular function (GO): beta-glucosidase activity
Source: RefSeq, a predicted model, not a curated record
AUGCUUCACACCUCGUGGCAGCGAUAUGCUGCCCUGGCUGCACUCUCGGCCGUGUCGCUCGUAGGGGCGCAGGCACCCAACGCCACAACCUCGGCCGCGGGAGGCGCUGUCACGUUCCCUCCGCCGAGUGGGGUGUCGACCACGUAUACGCUCACCAGCUACAACGUGUUAUCCACCUCCACCUACCUGACCCAGACCGACUUCAGCAAUGAGCGCCUUGCUUUCCUGUGGGAUCAGGUCGGGCCCGUGGCCACAGGGCCCGUCACCACGACGGUGACGCCAACUCCUGAGCCGACUGCAUACCCAUCACCGGGCACAUUCCACCCGCUCGUCCCAGCUUAUGAGCCUGAUUUCAACAAUUUUACCCUGCCCAGGGACUUUGUGUGGGGUGUAGCUUCUUCGUCGUACCAGAUCGAGGGCGCCACAGAUGCUGAAGGGAAGGGGCCAUCCAUAUGGGACCUGCUGUCCCACCGCGUGCCUAACCUCAUUGCAGACAACAGCACAGGCGACGUGGUGGCCUCUCACUACUACCUGUACAAGCAGGACAUCGCCCGCCUCAAGGCACUCGGCAUCCCAGCCUUCAGCCCGAGCAUUAGCUGGCCGCGCAUCUUUCCAUUUGGCAAGGGGCCCAUCAAUGAGGCGGGUGUGGCUCACUACGACGACGUGGUGAAGACAGCCGUCGAGGCCGGCUUGACACUCGCCAUCACCCUGUUCCACUGGGACACGCCGCUGGCCCUCUUCAAUGAGUAUGGGGCCUGGAACGACAGGCAGUCCAUCGACGACUACUUCAACUACGCUACAUUCAUCAUCGCGCGGUAUGAUGAGUACGUGACGGAGUGGUUCACCAUCAACGAGCCGCAGUACUGCAACUGGCAGUUCUCGACGUACCCGGCGGGCGAGUACUACCCCAUCUACAACAACAUCUCGUCCGGCGCCCAGUCGCGCUUCCUGUGCGGCCACCACACCCUGCUCGCGCACGCCAAGGUCUACAGGUGGUACAAGGACGUGUUCGGCGGCACCAAGAAGAUGACGUUCAAGAACUCGGGCAACUACUUCGAGGCCAAUUCGUCCUCGCCCGCCGACCUCGACGCCGCGCAGCGCCAGUACGACUACUCGCUCGGCUGGUUCAACCACCCGGUCUGGAACGGCGGCCAGUACCCGGACAAUCUGCGCAACACCCUCGGCGACCUCCUGCCCGAGUUCACCCCGGAGGAGAGCGAACUGGUGUCCGGGUCGUGCGACUUCUUCGCCAUCGACCCUUACACCUCCUACUACGCCGCCGCCAUCGACGACGUCGACGCCUGCACCUCCAACAGCUCGCACCCGAGCUACCCGGAGUGCGCGGGCUCGCAGCCCAUCGCGCCGGGCGGGUUCGCCGUGGGCCCCGCCGCCGACUCGGGCGUCAGCUGGCUGUGGAGCGUACCGCAGGGCGUGCGCCGGUUCCUGAGCAAGAUCACCAAGGAGCUCUUCCCCAGCGUCCCCGAGAUUGUUGUUACCGAGUUCGGGUUCGCGGAGCCGGGCGAGGGAAACCUCGACUCGCUGUCCGCCAUCCAGUGGGACCUGCGCCGCGCGGACUACUACCAGGGCUACUUAGACAAUAUCCUCGCCGCGAGGGUAUAUGACGGCGUCAACGUCACCGGCGCGUGGGGCUGGGCUAUUUUUGACAACUAUGAGUGGUUCUCCGGGAGCAGUGUGCGCUUCGGGCUGCAGUUCCUGAACUGGUUCAACAGCAAGGGCCGGGGUUUCGCUGGUGACGGCACUGGGAACUCGACUGUCGAUGCCCGGGCGCUCUUCUAA